Haliaeetus leucocephalus (bald eagle) is the source of this 3276-nucleotide messenger RNA. RefSeq names its product TBC1 domain family, member 12 (gene TBC1D12). NCBI's taxonomy places the organism in Eukaryota, Metazoa, Chordata, Aves, Accipitriformes, Accipitridae. The transcript is spliced from 13 exons. Bases 424 to 1638 code for a protein of 404 amino acids. The record is from RefSeq and is a predicted model, not a curated record.
AGGACCGUGUCUGGGGUCAGCGGUCAAAAGACUGCCGGUCAGAUGGCGAGCGAUUCCAGCCCCGACGGGCUCUUCUGCCCCCAAGUCAAUAUUGCUGCAGCGAGAGAGAGGCUUUGCGCUGGGCGUGAGGGUGGUACGGUGAAGGUACUCUUGCCGCUACAAACGGUGUGGACUUCUCGCUGGAACUCGCUUCCUGUGCCAGAGCGUUUUACUGUCUGAACGAACCCACGAGCUACUUUCGGGCGAUUCUGAGAAUCAUCGCCAAAGUUGCAAAGAAACUUUUUCACUAAAAGGACAAAGGAACUCAAACCUGCUGUCCAAAGUGCUCCUGGUUGGAAGUUGUUUGGAAAAGUGCCACCCAGGGAAAACCUUCCGAAAGAUUCUAAAAUUAUUCAGCAGGAAUAUGAAGCACGGACAGGAAGAAUGUAUAAACCUCCGCCCCCAUCAGCAAGACGUAAAAAUAUUGAAUUUGAACCCCUUUCAACUACUGCUUUGAUUCUGGAGGAUCGACCAGCAAAUCUUCCUGCCAAAUCAGUGGAGGAGGCUUUACGUCACCGACAAGAAUAUGAUGAGAUGGUGGCAGAGGCAAAAAAACGAGAAAUUAAAGAAGCACAUAAAAGGAAAAAAAUAAUGAGAGAGCGUUUCAAGCAAGAAGAGAGUAUUGCCAGUGCUAUGGUGAUUUGGGUCAAUGAAAUACUACCUAACUGGGAAGGCAUGCGUGCUACCCGAAGAGUUCGAGAGCUGUGGUGGCAGGGAUUACCGCCAAGUGUACGUGGGAAGGUUUGGAGUCUAGCUGUGGGAAACGAAUUAAAUAUCACUCCUGAACUUUAUGAAAUCUUUUUGUCGAGAGCUAAGGAACGAUGGAAAAGCUUCAGUGAGACAAGUUCUGAGAAUGACAUAGAAGAUGCAGGUGCAUCUGUUGCUGAUCGUGAGGCCAGUCUGGAGCUAAUUAAGUUGGAUAUAUCACGCACAUUUCCAUCUCUGUAUAUUUUCCAGAAGGGUGGUCCUUAUCAUGAUCUCCUGCAUAGUGUUUUAGGAGCAUACACAUGUUACAGACCGGAUGUGGGAUAUGUACAAGGGAUGUCCUUCAUUGCUGCUGUGCUCAUUCUCAAUCUGGAAGAGGCAGAUGCUUUCAUUGCCUUUGCUAACCUUCUAAACAAGCCAUGCCAGCUGGCCUUUUUCCGUGUGGAUCACAGCAUGAUGCUGAAAUACUUUGCAGCCUUUGAAGUAUUCUUUGAAGAAAAUCUUCCCAAAUUGUUUCUUCAUUUCAAAUCAUACAGUCUUACUCCAGACAUAUAUUUGAUAGACUGGAUUUUUACACUCUACAGCAAGUCAUUACCACUUGAUCUGGCCUGUCGUGUCUGGGAUGUUUUCUGUAGAGAUGGAGAAGAAUUUUUGUUUAGGACAGGAUUAGGAAUCCUUCGGUUAUAUGAAGAUAUUCUCCUGCAGAUGGACUUUAUUCAUAUAGCACAGUUUCUAACAAAACUUCCAGAAGACAUUACAUCAGAAAAGCUUUUUAGUUGUAUUGCAGCUAUUCAGAUGCAGAAUAGUAACAAAAAAUGGGCACAGGUGUUUGCCUCACUGAUGAAGGACAACAAAGAAGGGGACAAGAACCAUAGCCCAGCACUGAAAAGCUAAUCGUUGUAAUGUUGAGGUCAGUUGAAAAUGUGGAAAACCACUUGAUGACAAAGGAGUUUUCACAUCACUUCUAUGUGGAAAAGCGCUAUAGAAUAUGUGAAAAUGAGAUGGGAAAAUGACACAGCUCUCAGUGGAGUAAUGAACUGAUGAAAUCUUCACCCUUUUGCCAGUAUUAGCUUUUGUUGUGGGAAGAUUUGUUUUCACACAGAAUACUAAAACCUAUGAAACUGAGAAGCGGGGGAGUUAAUAUUUAAUACUUUAAAAGAAUCAGCUCAAUGCAAUAAGCAUUUGUAAUAACUUCUGUUGGUACUUUAAAAAAAAUUUUGAGGCAUAACUUUUUUUACAAAUACCACAAAGGCACUUUUUGGGGGGGGAUGAGGGAAAUGCUAAAUCUUAAGGCCCCAAAACUGCUAUCCAAACCAAAUGCUUUGGUACAAAUAUUACCUCCAAAAUUAACCAUUUGAAAGUGUUGAGGACCAAAUAAGGUUGUUGGGUAUGUUUAUGUGCAAGAUGGUUAAAAUUUGAGAAGGGGUAUUGUCUUAUUUACUCGUGUUUUUUGUUCUUUUUCUUUUUUCUUUUUUUUUAAGUUGCAGCUUCAUUCUUCAGUCUGGGCAAAUGUAAUUAACUCAGGAACUGUGGAAAUAUUGUGCCCAAACCUGUUAGAGCAAAAAUCAUCUGAAUUUUAAAACAGCAGUAAGAUCAGGGCUGCUAUUUUCAGAAUGUACAGCUUUCAAAGCGAGUGGUGUUAAGCAUUUGUUUUGGUGUAUUGGUUGUGUAGCUUAUUAAAAAUGGAGUGGGUAUUCUGUGAAAGGGUUUUGCCACCACAAGUUUUAUUUUGUUGAGCCAUUUCCAGCUGACAAAUACUUGUAUGCAAUGGUGAACACUAGAAACUGACAAAGUUAUCUGCAGACUUUGUGUUGUCAAAGGAGCAGCCACUUUUAACACUUAGGAAUAAUGCAGACACAGAAUUGGUUUUGAAACUAUCUUUUAUUAGCGUGCAAUACUGAAAUCCAAAAAGCAUCUGGUUUAGUGAUACUUAAUUCUUUAACAUCUUUUAACUGUGAGAUAUAAGGUCAUAUUUUAUGUGUCACAGCAGCUAUUUUCAAACAUUUCCUGUUCUCAAAGAUGUUGUACAACAACUUGUGAUUGUAGAGGAUGGAAAUUUAAAAUGGAUAGCACUGCAGGUGAGGAACACUUGCGCUCUCUUGGUCCAUUUUUGCUAAUAUUUAAUGUAAAUAAAUUCCUUACAUGUGGGGUUUUGUAACUGGUCCCUCUGUGGAAAUCAAGUCAAAAUUACCAUUAUGUGUUUUUAAAUGCAGGAAUCUUCCACUUGUCUGGUGUUUAAAAGCUACAUAAUUGGGGUAAAGAUUUAGUGUGGUGUAACUUACGUUGCUAUCUGGUUAAAAAACUACAUAUACGCUCCUCAUAACAUUACAAUUUGAAAUGUAAAUGUCAGAUUUUUCUUAACUUAUGUAUUCACUACUUCAAUUGGAUCCAAUUUGUCUUAUAUUUUUGUGUUAUCUUGUACAGUUUUCUUACUUUUCAACUAUAAAUCUGUAUAUAACUGUAAAUAGAAGGAUCAAACCUUCCUUUAAGACCACUAGUAACAGUUCCAGUGUAAAUAAAACUUAUAGCAGC